AUCGUUCUGCAACAGUCAACAAGUGAACUGUCACUUUCAGUGCACUGUCAAUAAAAAUUUAUUUCACAAUUGACAACAAUUCUUCUCUUUAUUUUCGGUGGUUUUGUGCAAAAAUCUUCUUGCUUUUCAUUUAUUUGCUUUAUAAAAACAACACACAAAAAACUGCAAUGGAUGAUUCAUCGCAAAGACUCAUUGAAGAUUGCUUCCUUCGGCCAAUAUCUGAUGUCAGGACAUCGAACACAGUGGAAGAACCUCAUCCUUCCAAAACAGUUAUGAAGACUGAAUUACAAGUCCUACGACUUGGCGAUGAUUCACAAAAACUCAUAAUGGAAACACUACGUUCCAUUUAUGGUGAUGACUUCAAAUUAAAUGAUUCUUCGAAUUACAAAGAUCGAGGAUCAAAAAUGAAAAAGAGUUAUUGGGAAGACCGCGGCUCUUUAGUGGUACAGAGUAUUUCUAACUUUUCCGCACAGAAUGGCAAACUUGAAGAUCCUUUAGAUCGAUUGCAAAGAUUUGCCAUUGUUAAACUUGAAAACUACGGCUUUCCCGAGUCACAUUGUAUUGAGGCUUUAGAACAUUGUGAAUGGAAUAGUGAUGAAGCUUUAAUUCUGCUUUAUACCAAAUACAUGGGAAUCGCGAAUAGUAAAGAAAACGAUUCCGCUUCAGAAACGUCUAGAGAACUAUUAUUAGAGACGUUAGAAGAUGAGAAACUUGUUCUAGAGUCAAUUUAUGAUAAUGCCUUUCAAGAAAAAGAAAAGAAUCAGAUUUGGAAUUUAAAGUUUGAAAUCAAUCAUCUCCUAGUACAUAGUCCCUCCGAAGAAAGAAAGUUAAAAAAAGCAAAUGAAGCUCAACUUUUACGGGGUAAGGAAAAUAAAGCCAAACCGAAAUGCAAAAACUUUGCCAGAGGAUACUGUAAGUUUGAAUCCAAAUGCAGGUUUUCCCAUGUACUUGACGGGGACACAAGUGGGAAAGAUGGAAGAACAAAUGCUUCUUCAGAUUCUGAGGAAAAAUGGUUCUUUCUUGAAUUUAGAUUUCCUAAAAACAGCAACUAUCCUAAUGAAGCACCUUUUAUAUUUUUGAAAACAACCCUUCACGAUAUUCCUCGACAAAUUCUAUUAAAAAUAUCCCGCAAAUUAUACGAAGAGGCUAAAGCUAUCACUUCUGAUGGUAUACCAUGUGUUUAUACCAUUUCUGAAAUGCUUUUGGAUGAAAAUAUAUCACAAAGUAUAAAAGACGACCAUAAACCAUUUCCCAAUCCAGAAAAAUCCCUAUUUGCCACUGAAAACGAGGUUGAAAAUGAGACCUUACGAGGUCCUUCAAAACCACUGCCAACACACUAUGAAAAAGGUCAAACUGGUAAAUCCGAUGGAUCUAAUUAUUCCGCACAACAAGUUCUUCGCGAAGACAAGGAGUUGAUUAGUAAAUUUAUUGAGAAGCAAACAAAUGAUAAAUACAAAAAAAUGUUGACUGCCAGAAAGAAUCUUCCAGCCUUUGCCAAGAUGACAGAUAUUCUAACCGAAAUUGCAUCAAGUCAAGUUCUGGUGAUAUCUGGGGAAACUGGAUGUGGUAAAAGUACACAAGUACCUCAGUUCAUUCUGGACAAUUGGUUGUAUGAGUCUUCAAAACUGGAACGUGGUGAAAAUCCACCACACGUGGAGAUAGUCUGCACCCAACCUAGACGUCUAUCAGCAAUAGGAGUGGCUGAGCGUGUGGCAAAUGAAAGAGCUGAAAGAGUAGGUCAGUCAGUGGGAUAUCAAAUUCGAAUGGAAAACAAAAUGUCAUCAGCGACGCGGUUACUCUUUUGUACAACUGGAAUUUUACUCAGACGACUCGCCUCAGAUCCUCACCUUUCCUCUGUUAGCCACGUCAUAGUUGACGAAGUGCAUGAGAGAAGUGAAGAAUCAGAUUUUCUUCUUCUUAUUCUCAAGCGAUCUCUAAGAAAACGAAAAGACUUGAAGGUGAUUCUUAUGUCGGCCACUUUGAAUGCUAACUUGUUUUCGGACUAUUUUGGUGGAGCUCCAGUUCUAUCUAUUCCUGGUAGAACUUUUAAUGUUGAACAAUUGUUUCUUGAGGAUAUUUUGGAAAUAAGUGAUUAUGUAAUGGAAUUUGACUCACAAUACUGUCGAAAAAUAAAAAAGAAAGAAGAAGCCGAAAUUAUGCGAGAAUUGGAGAAUUUUGAUGUACAGGCGUUAUCCGAACCACCACCAAAGAAUAUUAAAGAUGAAAAUCUUAACUUGAGCGCGAUAUAUGCUCGAUAUUCAAAUUACUCUAAAAAAACAUGCAAAACGAUUUAUCUCUCUGAACCUAUGAAGAUUAAUCCAGAAUUAAUAGAAGCUGUUUUGAAGUUCAUAGUUUCAGGGGAUCACGACUGGCCAAGAGAAGGUGCGAUUUUGAUAUUCCUUCCUGGACUGCAAGAAAUUCAAAUUGUACAUGAGGCUUUAUCUACGAAUGCAAUGUUUGGCCCCAAAAGUGGCCAAUUUUUGCUAGUGCCCCUUCAUUCAACUCUUACGAGUGAAGAGCAAGCUUUAGUGUUCCGUCCAGCACCGUUGGGUAAGCGGAAAAUUGUUCUCAGUACAAAUAUUGCUGAGACAUCGGUUACAAUUGAUGAUUGUGUUUUUGUUGUGGAUUGUGGAACAAUGAAGGAAAAACGUUUCGAUUCGAAUCGAAAUAUGGAAUCAUUAGAUAUGGUUUGGGAGUCUCGGGCAAAUGCUAUGCAGAGAAAAGGACGCGCUGGACGUGUAAUGCCUGGGGUGUGCAUACAUUUAUUUACCGGUCAUCGGUUUGCGAAUAAUUUUCUGAAACAACCUGUGCCUGAAAUACAUCGAAUACCGCUGGAGCAACUUGUAUUGCGAACAAAAAUUCUACCUCAAUUUGAUGGCAUUAAAGUUUUAGAUGUUCUUGGUCAAACUUUAGAGCCACCAACUGAAGAAAAUAUAAUAUCGGCUGUGACACGUCUUCAGAAUGUUGGGGCACUUGAUGAAGAUCAAAUGUUGACUGCAUUAGGUCAUCAUUUGUCGGCACUGCCUGUUGAUGUUAGAAUUGGAAAACUCAUGCUUUUCGGUGUUAUAUUUCAGUGUUUGGAUAGUGUGCUCACUAUAGCUGCUUGUUUGAGUCACAAGUCGCCAUUUGUGUCACCUUUUGAAAAGAGGAAUGAGGCAAACAAAAAAAAACUAGGUUUAGCUAUUUGUAAUAGUGAUCACUUGACUUGUUUACAAGCUUAUAAGAAAUGGCUAGAAAUAUCAACAAGAAGUCGACAUGCUGGUCGAAACUUUGUUGAAGAAAACUUUCUCUCUAUGAAUUGCUUACAGACAAUAGCUGAAUUAAAGUAUCAGUUCUUAGAGCUCCUUGUAUCUAUCGGUUUCGUGCCGAUCAAUGUGCCACGGAGACGAAAAAACGCCGAAGACACUAUUCUCGACCUUACUGGUCAUGCGUUGAACAUCAAUGGAGAAAAUAAUAGAUUAUUAAUUUCACUUCUUUCUGCGGCUCUAUACCCGAAUAUUGUAAAAAUACUUACGCCUGAAAAAACUUUCAUUCAAACAGCAGCUGGAGCUAUGCCCAAAACUUCAAAUUCAAGAGAUCUCCGUUUCAAAACUUGCUUAGAUGGUUAUGUAUCAAUUCAUCCGAGCUCAGUUAAUUCGGACGUGGGAAAUUUCCAAUCACCAUUUUUGGUAUUUCAUGAAAAGGUAAAAACAUCUAAAAUCUUCAUCAGGGAGUGUUCAAUGGUGCCAAUGUUUCCAUUGGUACUAUUUUCCGGCAGUGACUUACGUAUUGAAUUACAUAGUGGGGAAUUUUUGGUAUUGCUCGAAGAGGGUUGGAUAAUCUUGAAAGCACAAAAUCAUGAAAUUGCCGAAAUGAUUCAAUGCUUACGUAUUGAGCUGUUUAAGCUGUUGGAAGAGAAAAUUAAGGAUCCUUGUUUGAAUUUGAUGCAUCAUGAAAAUGGCCAAAAGAUUAUUCGAGCAAUUGUGCACUUGGUGUCAAAGUAGUCUAAUAAUGAGUACUGUUCCUUGGCUAUUUUUUUUAAUGUUGGAAUGUUUGUAUAUAAAAAUAAAAUAUUUAGUUAUAUUUUUA
This is a messenger RNA of Episyrphus balteatus (marmalade hoverfly), 4068 nucleotides long. Its product is annotated as putative ATP-dependent RNA helicase DHX57. NCBI's taxonomy places the organism in Eukaryota, Metazoa, Arthropoda, Insecta, Diptera, Syrphidae. Bases 168 to 3983 code for a protein of 1271 amino acids. Gene Ontology annotation, cellular component: intracellular anatomical structure. The transcript has 7 exons. The record is from RefSeq and is a predicted model, not a curated record. Gene Ontology annotation, molecular function: ATP binding; metal ion binding; RNA binding.